Messenger RNA from Polyodon spathula (Mississippi paddlefish), 632 nucleotides. RefSeq names its product testis-expressed protein 49-like. NCBI's taxonomy places the organism in Eukaryota, Metazoa, Chordata, Actinopteri, Acipenseriformes, Polyodontidae. Bases 128 to 535 code for a protein of 135 amino acids. The record is from RefSeq and is a predicted model, not a curated record. The transcript is spliced from 4 exons.
ACGAUGUAAACUAAAAACGCCCCUCGCCGAAAUCCCGGCCCAGUCUCUGAAUGAGGCAUUAGCACCGAACUGGUCGUUAUAUUUGUAAUUUUUAUUAUUUUUUUUUUUCCUCCUGGUAUCAACAACAAUGUCCUUUUUCGGAAUCACGUGUUUGGGCUACCAGGACCCUUUCAAAUCCAGGAUUUUACAAUCGUGGGGAGGAGUGCCUUACAGAGGUGAUGAGAAAGGGGAAGGUUCAGAUUCCAAACUGCCUCCGAUCCACAGGACAAGCAGCGCAGCACUGCACAAAGGAAGCCAGAAACAAUACAAUGAGAUGGUCAAACGAGUCCACAUGCCGAACUCUCCCAAUCAGAUUUAUCGAGUGCCCCUGACCAGUGGCCAGCAGUACGGCUGGUGGAUGCCUAGAGCAAACCAGACUGCCAUAGAGAAGACCGAGCCCUGGACACAGAUCACACGGCAGCCCAGGCUAAACAGCGAGAUGACCAGGUUUGUGGACCAAAUGACGUUGACGAGCCGAGAAUUCAGCUUAUUCUGAACAGUCUUUGAUAAAGACUAAGCUUUGUGCAGCGGUCAGUGCCUCGCCAUACAUAAACAGACGUGAUCCAACUAAAUUAAAGACCAUUGAAAACCUU